GCUAUGUUCAGUACAUUGAACAUAAAGUAUCAAAAUGGCAGUCUGUCAUCACGAUCACUAAGUAGGAAACGUAAUUUUUGUGUUGUGCUUAUAUCUCGGAUCGAUCUAUCUAUGCGGAUUAAUAUCUUCGACGAGGAAACAGUGAAAGAAAGCAUUUUUAAGACAUGUAAUGGAAAAUUUCAACAGAGAUGAAUUGGAUGAUAGCGAAGAAGAUGUAGUGACAGAUUUCUUCCAGACAAACUCCAUAACAAAUGAUAUAAAUAGUAUCGAUACACCAGAUUACAUAAACAGAACGAUGCCAAGCAGUACCCUAGUUCCCGCAAUCAGUGUUACUCCGCAUUCGACAGCUGGCAGAAAUUAUCCUGUGCUUGAGGAAAAUAUACAGCAGCUUCAUGAAAUACAUGAGGCGAUUCAGCAAAUGCGUGAUUCCGCUACGUUGGGAUUAACACAGAUAAUGAACAUUUGCGGUUUGAACGGCACUCUCAGUUCAUCGUGCCCUUCAUUGAGUAAACCUCUGUGUCAUUCUGAUAACGAUACAUCCAGUCUCAAUUCUACCCCUACCCAAACAGAUCUAUCCUCGGUGUUUGAUUCGUAUUGUAAAUACAAAUCGGGAUAUGUUAAAAACAGAAAUUCUUUAGACUGGCAUAAUAUGGUUUUAAGCUGUGUCGAGAAUAAAGAAAGCGAAAUAAUAAGAAGAAGAAGUUGGGCCGCGUUGGACGAUUUGACCAAAAGUCACAUACACAACUCGCAAAUAGUCAAACGAGAAAAAAGUGCAAGUUUGAGUAGUAUGGAGUCGGAAGUUGAAGAUCCAUUUGUAGACAGUACUGCUAAUUUGUUAGCUACUAACAACUUGACGUUUUGUCAUUCGAAACCCAGUAAAAGUGUCGGUUUCAUUAAGCGUAGAUUUAGUGGAAAUUCGUCCUCUCAUUCGCUGAACGAAUCCGACUAUCAGAAUGCGUUCAACAAAAUAAUUGCGAAACGAGCGGGCGAAACGUGUUUGCUACAAACUAGACUACCUUUACAAAAGUCUGUUUCGACACCAUCUAUAAUGAGCAGCCAUGACGUAAUAAACAAACAAAAUGUUAUAAGCAACGACAAUAGUAUCACAACUAAAUACAAACCUUCGACUCAUCAUAGAGGUCGUCCUAGUGGCACAGAAGACAGUGAGACCGAAGAAGAGACUUUGGAUGUAGAUAGUUCUAUGAAACGUUGUUAUAUCACCCCUUCGACUAAUAGCACAAAUAUACCUUUCUACAAUUUGUUUUCCGAUACUUCGGAGGACCAAAAUGCAAAGAGGAGAAAGAGAGGGAGUUUGUUUUUUAGAAAGAAAAAAGAUAAAUCAAAGAAAGUUCUUCACUCCUGGGCGUCACCGCCUUAUAGUAAUUUUGAUCAAACAUGUGGUUGGUGUACAAAACCUUUGGAAAACAAGCCGGCUUUGUCGUGUGAAAGUUGCCUAAUUACUGUUCACCAAAACUCAUGUAAAGAUCAAGUUUCUGAAUGUGUCAAACAAAAAUACGGCAAGAGUAAUUUAAGAUUUUCGUCAUCGUCGUUCCAACAAAGAUUUUAUGGUAAAAGACAAAAUAGUACAAAUCAGUCGUCUACUCCAAACAGCCAUACCGAAGACAAAGACGAUCCUCAUUAUCAUCCACAAGACGGUGUAUCGUUUUCAGACGAAGUGUCGUUGGUGCAAUUUGAGUUUUUGAAUGAAAAUCACAUUACCGCCCACGAUCUAGAUGCCGAUCCUUCGCUGGGCUUACACGAGGAACAGCCCGAUUCUUGGACUCCUACUGUGGCCAAAGAAGUUGUAAAAAAGUUGAAAGACAAAGAAAUCAAACGACAAGAACAUAUUUACGAGUUCGUGCUGACCGAAAAACACCACUGCCUUACUUUAAAAGUGAUGCAGAAAGUGUUUGUUGACGGCCUUCAAAAACAUUUCCAACUCGGCGAAAAAGUUUAUCGUAUGUUUCCGCGGCUCGCCGAACUAACCGAAAUACAUCUUGGGUUUUUGAAGAGUCUUAAAGAAAAACAAAGAGUUGCCGCUCUAGAGAACGGCGGCGUAGUAGACUCCAUCGCAGAUUUGUUAUUGGAUCAGUUUUCGAGCGUGAACGCUCAGCGUUUAAAAAGCUCUUACGGAGAGUUCUGUUCGAGGCACAGAGACGCAUUGGAUGUAUACAAAACGUUGGAAAAAGAUCCAGGGUUUUUCAAUUUUAUAAAACAUUGUCAGGCUAAUCCACUUUUGAAAAAGAAAGGUAUUCCCGAAUGUGUUUUGUUCGUAACCCAGAGACUGACCAAGUAUCCUUUGCUGAUUGAGCCACUCAUAAAGACUUCCAAAGAAAACAAAGUGGAAUGUGAAAAACUGGCUCGAGCGUUAGCUUUGGUUAAGGAUAUCUUGGUGGAAGUCGACUCUCAAGUAGCCGAAAAAGAAAAAGAAGAUAGAAAACUCGAAAUAUACAACCGAUUGGAGGCGAAAUCGUACACCAACUUUAGAGGGCGCAAGUUCAAAAAAUCAGAUUUACUAUCUGAGAAUCGGAGACUAAGAUUUGAAGGCACAGCUUGGCUUAUGCAACGCCAUUCUAAAAUGCAAAUGGUUAUGGUCAAUGUAAUUGUGAUGACUGACGUGUUGUUUUUUAUACUGGAAAAUAAUCACAAGUAUACAUUUUUUAUGCCCGAAAGCAAUAAAGAAAAAGAGACCAAAGUAUUGAAGCCAGUUGCCGGAGUCGUGUCACUGCAAAAACUUCUCGUCCGGGAAAAAGCUGGAACCGAUACUAAAGGUAUUUACUUGAUAUCAUCAAAUCCUGCCGAACCGGAAAUGUUUGAGCUCAAAGUACACAAGCCCAAAGACAAACAAGUUUGGAUAAAUUCCAUUCGAUUAGCCGUGCAAGAAUGCCCUGAAGAAGAAGACGACGGUUAUGUGACUUUGAGUUUCGAAGAACGUCAAAGACAGUUGGAAACCAAAAAAAAUAAUAUCAGAGAAAUUGUCGAAAUCUUAAGACAAAAGGAUCUAGAACAAGCUUUGAUACUCGAAGAAAUAAUGGGCUUGAAAUUAAAAUUGUUGGCAUCUGCCGGAGUGGAAAGUCUACCACUUGAAACGCCAUCUUACAGUCAUUUGGUCACGGAACAUCAAGACUCAGAAAAGAUACGUAAAGAAGUUAUGAAUGCGUUACAGAAAGUGAAUGAGUUGGCAUGUUCCCUGUAUGCAUCUGGCACAAAUUUAUCACGCAGCGCCAGCUCGGUAGGGGAACACCAGAGUGUGACAUAUGUUUCACCGACAUUACCCAAAAGAGCUGAAACAUUUGGCGGUUUUGAUAAUUCCGUGUCCUCUCCUAAAAACGUUUUAAGAAAAUUACCAAAAGUAGUUGACGGCAAUGAAAACAACGUGGAAUCGGGUAAUUCUAGUCCAGUGGGUACUCCAAAUUCUGCCCGUAAAGAUAAUAAAUCUAGAGAUAGUAGUAAUCUUUCGUGGAAAGAAAAUUGCAGUACUAGUUCGUCUCAUAGUGCCACUACAAUACAAUCGUCUGGUGAAAUUCCUAUAUUGCUAGCCUUGGGGAAAGAACAACAGGCGACUGCGAUGGAGCUAUCGCACUAUAUUUACACCCUGUCUUCUAUUAUUUCGCAACAAAUGACAAAUGUCGACAGUCUUCAAGCGGAAUUGGCCGUUUAUAAAUCGCAAAAUUUAAUCGAAGAUCCAACGCUUAGCGGUUCGACCAUUGGCUCGAGUAGCUGGUUAAAAGAUAAGAAGCCCGUAUACAGACACAACCAACAGUUAGAAGAACUUCGUAAUCUACAGGAUAAGUUGACUCAAGAGAAAGAAACAUGGAUGCGAGAACGUGAUCUUGAAAUGAAAGACCUCGAAGAAAAGAAAGAGCAGCUUCAAAGAUUGCAGGAACAAGUACGGCUCGAACAAGCCGACGUCACUCAACAACGAGAACAGUUAUACCUCAAACUACAGACUUUGACGAAUCAAGGAAUAAUUGUAUCGCCCAACAUGCAACCGCCACCAGUGUCGCCGAAUCAGCAAACACAAAACCAAUCGACCGCCGACGGCGCUAGUCAUCCGUUAGCUCAUUCGGAAUCCGUGCGUAGUAAACGGUCCGACUCUGUCAAAUGGAAACAGCAGCAUCCGCCUCCUUCGUCCACUUCGUCUUCUACUUUACCUCUUAACCUCAUCAGUGCCACUAAUCAACAAAAGGUGGCAUCAAAAGUUCAGAUAAAACAAAAAUUACCGUUUAAACUGGCAAACAAGUUGAGUAGUAAUCAUACAUCGGCCGAACCGGCAGUGUCCAGUGCACCGAGUGUUACUUCACCUACCCAGGCGGCAAAUUCCAAACAACAAUUAUUGCCAUUAAAGUUACGAGAGAGUGCCAAAAAUCCUGCAAGUCCUGUUCAAGCGAAUUCUCACGAAUUGUCUCCGCCUGCGCCGCAAGGACCUAGUCAUUCACGUACAGGAUCUAGUCCGGCUAUGAUGCAAAAUGCUCAAAUAAUAGAAGGAAAACAAUCGGGACAGAAAGCUGGCCGGACAAAUACGUAUCCGAAACUGCCAGACAAGUUUCGAAUCCGCAGUCCAGAUUCAAAGCAGUCGAAGACGGCUCCAAACAAUGGCAGCGGCAAUAAUAAUACUUCGACCACAGGCACUGCAGAAGAGGAGGUGAUUUACUUCUGACCCAUAAUUCUUUUUCUUAAAAAAAAAACUUAACCAUCUUCAUUACUGAUUAGUUGAUCUCUUUGUUUAUAUCAAAUAGGAAAAACUACUAUGGACAUACUUAGACAAUAAUUAAUAAUAAUUAUAAUUUUAUAAAUAUUAUUAUUAUUAUUACUACUAUUACUACUACUACUACUACUACUACUACUAUUACUAUUAACUUUAAUUGGACCUUAAUUUUCCAUUCCAAUUAUUAACUCUUGUCUUUUAGGUUUUUUUAUGCAUCUUAUGCCUAAAACGAUUUUUCUCUAAAA
This is a messenger RNA of Adelges cooleyi (spruce gall adelgid), 4953 nucleotides long. It is a transcript of the gene cyst, whose product is annotated as rho guanine nucleotide exchange factor 18. The record is from RefSeq and is a predicted model, not a curated record. Lineage: Eukaryota; Metazoa; Arthropoda; Insecta; Hemiptera; Adelgidae. Gene Ontology annotation, molecular function: guanyl-nucleotide exchange factor activity. Bases 170 to 4660 code for a protein of 1496 amino acids. Gene Ontology annotation, biological process: regulation of Rho protein signal transduction. The transcript is spliced from 28 exons.